GACGUCUCUCUUACGCACCCUCCCCUUCCGUCCCCGCCAGUGUCCUACCUUGUUGAUCCCAUUGCCUCCGCGACCAUCACUUCCCGUCCCGAUUUAUUCAAAAUUGUAACCCCUAUCAAAGUCGACCGCUUUGCCGAGCUUCUGUCCGACCAUCCCAACCAACCUUUUGUGCGCUCAGUAAUCAGAAGUCUCCGUUACGGCUUCUGGCCCUAUACAGAAGAAAAACCACCGACCUAUCCAUCGACUUGGGAUGCCGCUGGCUCACCACCUCGCGAUGAGAAAGCCCAGGUUUUUCUCCGAGAGCAACGAGACGAAGAAGUCUUCGCAGACCGUUGGUCUCCUGCCUUCGGUCACGAUCUUCUCCCUGGGAUGGUUGCCAUGCCCCUCUUCGCGAUCCCAAAACCCAACUCCGACAAGUUCCGCCUAAUCAAUCACCUUUCGUAUGGGAAAUACUCCGUCAACUCACUCGUCCCUCCCGAGUCCAUCAGAGGUACCGUCCUCGACGGUGUGCCUGCUCUCGGAGACUCCCUCCGGCAGGUAGCGGCUGACUUCCCUGACGUAUCGUUACUGCUGUGGAAGUCAGAUGUAGCGCACGCCUAUCGCAACCUCCCCGUCGCCCCGCAGCAGCAGCUGCUACAGAUCAACACUAUCGACCACCUCCGGCAUGUUGACCGCAACCUCCCGUUCGGUCACCGUGGCUCCCUGAAGUGUUGGCAGGCGUUCAACUCCCUCGUGAUAUGGAUUGCUGAGAAGAAGCGGAGCGUACACCGCAUAUCGAACUAUGUCGAUGACAGCGCGUCUGGCUCCCCACAGGACGACCUCCAAUGGUUUGAACCUUUUCAGCAGCACAUCCCAUCGCCUCUUGCUCGCCUCCUUUCACUCUACGAUGAGCUCGGGAUUCCUUACGACCGCCGGAAGCAGCUUUGGGGCCCACAGCUGCCAUACAUUGGUUUUCUCGUCGACGUCGACGAUUUCUCUUUCACCUUUCCCGAAGACAGGAAAUUGAACCUUAUCACCGCCAUCGAGAAGUUCGUUUCUUUCUCUUCGGACGCACACCGACGCCGCACUAUCCACGACUUCCAAGCUCUUGCCGGGCACAUCAGCUGGUCGCUCAAUGUCUUCCCCCUCCUCCGCCCCUGUCUUGCCAAUAUCUACGACAAGAUCUCUGGCAAAUCGCAGCCUCACGCGAAAGCUUUCAUUAACAACGGCAUUGUGCGAGACCUCCAGUGGUUUCUUCGCCACAUUCAAACUCUUCCUGGGAUCCGCAUUCUCGCGACUGAGGCCUGGACACCAGCUGACCUCGACGAGCUUUCCUCCGAAGAC
This is a messenger RNA of Epithele typhae, 1323 nucleotides long. RefSeq lists its product as uncharacterized. Lineage: Eukaryota; Fungi; Basidiomycota; Agaricomycetes; Polyporales; Epitheliaceae. The record is from RefSeq and is a predicted model, not a curated record. The transcript has a single exon. The annotation marks the transcript as partial.